This is a messenger RNA of Botrytis byssoidea, 738 nucleotides long. RefSeq lists its product as uncharacterized. Bases 1 to 738 code for a protein of 245 amino acids. NCBI's taxonomy places the organism in Eukaryota, Fungi, Ascomycota, Leotiomycetes, Helotiales, Sclerotiniaceae. The transcript has a single exon. The record is from RefSeq and is a predicted model, not a curated record.
AUGCCCAUCCCUAUAUAUGUCAACGGGACAGCCCCCGUCAGCCGCCGAGAAAAACUCUACCAACAGCUCAUCCACCGCAAAACCGUUCUAACCGAUCUUCAACACUUGCCCACCGUAACUUACGACUGGCAAAGAGACGAAGGAGCCUACUUUCCCAACAUAUACCAAAGGUUCGGUGAGGGAGAAGCCGACGGGGCACCCCAAAACCUCAAGGAGAUGAGAAUCCAACGGCAUAGACAUCUCAUGGCGUCGAAUUCGGCCAUGCCGCUGAUCGCCCCAUAUGAAGUUUAUCGUCCCGGCGAUCUCGUAUACAAUGUGCGCUAUACCAUAUCUGCCGCUCUCGAAUGUUUGAAUCCCGACGGAACAAAGAUGGAACCGCGACCGCUUCAUGGACCGGAUGCACAUAGUGUUGUUAUUCGGACGACGUAUUCGACGCCUCCGCGUGUAGCGAUUCAUAAUAUUCCGCAUACGGAACCGGGCGGUUUGUAUUCGUGGGAUAAUAUUAGUAUUAAAGCGGUUCAGACUAUGUUGUAUGCGCAUGGGAUGAUUUUGUUUGGGGCGGAUGGGAAGAGGAGGACGGUUCCGUUGGAGGAAGAAGUUGUGAAUGAAUUGAUGGGAGAUAUUGAGGCAUGUGUGAGGGAGAGUAUUGGAGAUACAUGGAGGCUGGGAGAUAAUACUAUUGGGUGCGCGUCAGAGGAAGAUAAGUUAGAUACGGAGAGGCAUUUUCGAUCGAGAUGA